Penicilliopsis zonata CBS 506.65 is the source of this 600-nucleotide messenger RNA. RefSeq lists its product as hypothetical. The record is from RefSeq and is a predicted model, not a curated record. Bases 77 to 502 code for a protein of 141 amino acids. Gene Ontology annotation, biological process: negative regulation of Arp2/3 complex-mediated actin nucleation; actin filament debranching. The transcript is spliced from 6 exons. NCBI's taxonomy places the organism in Eukaryota, Fungi, Ascomycota, Eurotiomycetes, Eurotiales, Aspergillaceae. Gene Ontology annotation, molecular function: Arp2/3 complex binding; actin binding. Gene Ontology annotation, cellular component: actin cortical patch.
CGAAGAUAAUUGUGAUAACGACUGUGUUCCGUAUACUGGAAUUUCCCCUUGUACUCUCCUACUCCUCUACUCCACCAUGUCUGAAUCACGACUAUACUCCUUCUCGCCCGAGACGAAAGAGAAGCUGCGCAAGUUCCGCCUCGGGACGUCGCGGGCCAAAGAUCCCCAAGCCAUAAUCUAUAUCAUUGAUGGAAAGAACCAGGAGAUUCGCCCUGCGGAUGGCGAGGUGUACACCAAGAUGGAGGAUGUGGCCGAUGAACUGCCCGAGUCGAGUCCACGGUUCAUUCUUCUAAGUCACCCUCUGACACUCGCCUCCGGCCGCCUGUCCGUCCCCUACGUCCUUCUCUACUAUCUUCCCGAGAACUGCAACCCGUCGAUGCGGAUGAUGUACGCCGGGGCGGUCGAGCUGAUGCGUAGCACGGCCGAAGUCAAUCGGGUCAUUGAGGUGGAGAGCGAGGAGGAUGUCAUUUCGAUUGAGAAGAGGCUGCACGGGUCGGAGUGAUUGAUCCAUCAUUGCGAGGGGUUUGAGUUGGGUCUAGUAUAUAUUGAAUCCAUGGCUGUGUUGGUCCGCUGAUAUCCUUUUUUCACAUAUAUUUAUCA